CAAGGGGAGCUGGAGGAAAUGUCAUCAUUGGUGAAGGAGGACUUGGAGAAGAAACUGUUUAAGCCACUCUCACAGAAUCUAUAUGAGUUUAUUGAAAUUGAGUUCUCGGUGCAGGACAGGUACUACCUCUGUGUGUCAGUGACCAAAAAUGAAGAAGUGAAAAUAAUCAUGGUGAAACACUACAGAAUAGGUUUAGAUGAAAAAUAUGAAGUAACAAAAAAGUGGUCUUUGAAUGAUCUGCAGAUGAUUGAUGGAAAAGAAGCAGACACUGACAAUCCAUUUUUUGAUCUGCACUUCAAGAAAGUGUACAGUUUGGAAGCAUAUAGUUGUGCUUCUAAAUAUUCCUUUGCUAGAACUGUAAAUAAGCUGAAUCAUGCAUACCUCAAGAAGGACUUGCAGAUUGUGAACUUUGAUUCUACUUACAUUAAUGAUGAUUCCAUUUGGUCCUCCAACAACAAGGAUUGCUUGGUUCUCAUGAGAAUAUGCUUUUAUGCUUUUAAUUUGGUGUGCUUAUCUCUGUGCCCCCUGCCACUUUGAAGAUGUAUUCCAUAUUCCUUCAUCAGUG
Molecule: messenger RNA, 565 nt
Organism: Urocitellus parryii (Arctic ground squirrel)
Lineage: Eukaryota; Metazoa; Chordata; Mammalia; Rodentia; Sciuridae
Gene: Exoc1l
Product: exocyst complex component 1 like
Source: RefSeq, a predicted model, not a curated record